Diversispora eburnea is the source of this 646-nucleotide messenger RNA. The record is from the annotation of a GenBank genome assembly. NCBI's taxonomy places the organism in Eukaryota, Fungi, Glomeromycota, Glomeromycetes, Diversisporales, Diversisporaceae.
AUGGUUGACCACGCUGACGAUUUGAUUGACUACGACGAAGAAGACGAGACUAUACCCACUGAAGUUGCGACUGCCGAACAACCUCCUACUAACGGUCAAGACGCUACCGAAGAAGACAAAAAAGAUAAAAAGGGUAGUUAUGUCGGCAUUCACUCUACCGGCUUUAGAGAUUUCCUAUUGAAACCCGAAUUACUGCGUGCCAUAGUUGAUUGUGGGUUCGAACAUCCUUCUGAAGUUCAACAAGAAUGUAUUCCUCAAUCAAUCCUUGGUAUGGAUGUCCUUUGUCAAGCAAAAUCUGGAAUGGGAAAGACCGCAGUUUUCGUCCUCGCCACUCUUCAACAAGUGGAACCUGCUCCUGGUGAAGUAUCUGUUAUUGUACUAUGCCAUACUCGUGAAUUGGCCUACCAAAUUAGAAAUGAAUAUACUCGAUUUAGCAAGUAUAUGCCUGAAAUCAAAAUUGAUGUCUUCUUCGGAGGUACUGUGGUCAAAGAUGAUAUGAAGAAGUUUUCAAACAAAGAAACUACUCCUCAUAUUGUCGUCGGUACACCUGGAAGGAUUUUAGCGUUAGUAAAUGAUGGACAUCUCAGAGUGGGGAGUGUCAAGCACUUUGUGCUUGAUGAAUGUGACAAAAUGCUUGAUCAACUCG